UGAAAAGACAGACUAGAGACUUCGAAAAAAAUUAGGUCGAUCGGAACAUUCAUGCAAAACCUAUCAACAGAAAGCGUAUCCCAGGCCUUUUUGAAUUUUUAUUUGGAAAAACAAUCAGUACAAAAUUUAAUCCGGUAAUAACAUCGCCUUAAGACAUAAACCCACUAAGAAAUAGAUGCGUAAGGACUUGAAAUAGACUGGACAAAAGGUAACAAAUCCACUCCGAAUAGAAGGAAAGUUGAAGGAAGAUGAACUACCAAGAUAUGUACGGCUGCAAUUUCGAAUCGGAGAACGUUGGUAGGGGUAAAAACUUUGAGUUUCAGUUCCCUGAUCCGGAAUCGAUUCCGAAUGCGGUGAGGCGCCAUAACGCCAUGAGGGGCGCCGAAUUGGCCCAGUUGAAGCGCCAACGGGAAAUGGGUCGAUCCCAUGUGCCUAGCAUGCCGCGCUUCUGCAAGGUUCGUCGUCCCGGUCAGGAUGUGACCAGCAUGGUGACCUCCCGCGACCUGGACGUGGUCACCCAGCUGUCCCUCGACUUGGAGUCCAUCUGCAAUGAGGAUGCCGAUGAGGAGGACGAUGAUGGUUGCGGUGGGGUGAUCGCAACACCCUCAUACCCAGCUUCACCGCGACUCUGCGGUGGUGCUGAAUCACCGAGGAAAAUGAAGGCAAAAUCCAGGCAGGGCAGGAAAAAGAGUGCCGCAGGUAGAUUGCCAAGAAAUCGUCAUGUGGAGGCCGUGCACAGUGGCCAUACCUUCGAGAGGUUGGAGGAGCUGCAUCGGGAGGUCUGCGCGGAGCUGCAGAGCCUGGGUGGUGGGUCGUGUCCACCUAGUCCCGAGGCCACACCGCGACCACCUAGUCCAAAAAGAAGGAAUUGGGCUGGGAGGAGGCGGCAGGAGCAGCAGCAGAGGAAGACCCACCAGGAGACGCAGUCGCGGGAGGAAGGGGGCGAUAGCUCCAUGGCCGAUGUGGCUCAGGUGUCCUUCGAGGAUUACUUCACACCGCAGCCCAGGUGGGCGGACAUCAUGCCCUCGGCGAUGACGUCGCAGGCCAUCAAGGUGAAUGUUUGCCAGGCCCAGAAUGCCACGCCCUUCUCCGCCUACCAGUUCAUGGAGCAGCAUGACAGCAUGGAACCCGAGCCACUGACCCCCUUCUACCUGGAGGACAGCGAUCUGGAGCACGAGUAUGCGGAUCGGCAGGGCUACCUGCGCUACGUAGAGCCACGACCCACCUACGAGCCGACCGAUUCGGAUGAUCGAGACCCGGCCAGGAAUAAUCCCGACCAGCCAUGCUUCGUGGAAUUGGAGAGGCGACCUCACCGGAUCAGCCUGCUCAGGAGUCUCUCGCCCAUGCGGUACACCUCGCAGAGAUCGGAGAUGGAGGAUCAGGUGCCCCCCCAGGAGCCACGCAAGCCAUCGAACUCCAGGAGGGGCAACCCAAGGCAGACAGUGUUGGGUGGUGGUGGCCAGAAGUCCAACAAGAUCCGCAGAACCAAUGCUGGGGCCAAGGGAAAUCCGAAACCCUCCAACCCAAGGACCCGACGUCUUGCCAGAGUGACAGGCGGUGGCGAUGAGGUGGCUCCAAGCCCUCUGAAUCCACCAAAUCCUCCCAAUCCUUUCAAGGAGGCAGUGGCCCCACCCAUCAAGCGACGCAAACCCAAGCCCCUGGUGGUCUACAGCAAAUCCCUGGAGGAUCUGAAGUUCGAGAAGCUGGCAAUCUACAACAAGAUCACCCUCACGCAGGAGCGUAUCAUCAGUGCGCUGGACAAGCUGCAGAACAGUCUGCUGCAGCUCCAGGUGCCCCAUUGCAGUGCCCAGGAGCGCCAGAAGCGCCAGCGGAAUGCCUUCGAGUUCUGCGUCCGCUUCUCGAGGAACUUCCUCUACCCGCUGAAGGGGAUGAUCGACGAUGUGCGCUUCACGGCGGUGGCCAGCUUCAAUAGCGCCACCUCCAACGAGGCCUGCCAGAGGGUCGUCUGCGUCUACGGACUGAUGCAGCAGUCCAUCCAGACCUAUCAGAGACAGCUCCGCUACUUUCUGCUCGAGAAGGUGCCCCAGAAACUGAGCGCCCUCAUCGAGAUGAUCUACACGAUGACCAACUGCUGCCUGGACAAGGGGAUGCUGGAUCGCCAUGAUCCGGUGGUGGAGUGUCUGCAGGAGCGGUGCACCCGGUUCCUCAGCUUCAUCGAGGACAUGCAGGAGGAGCGCUUCAAGUUGGCCCGCGAGGCGUUGAGGCGUCUGCACAAGCAUCAGGGUCACCAGGUGACCACCAGCACCAUUAAAAAGAGGAAGAAGCUAUCGAGUCCCCCAAGAGCACCAACUCAGCCCAGGCAGGAGAAGCUGCGCUGCCACGAGCGCUACGAUCUCAAGAUGUGCCUGAAUGAUCUCAAGCUGUACGAACCGCGUCUGGUGCCCAAGGAGCGUCAGCAGGCGGAGAAGCGCCAUCGGGUGCGUCGCCCGAGGAACUCUCCAAAUGUGACCACCGGAGCAACGGGAGCUCCAACGACUGGUGGCGUGGAACUGCCCUACGAUCUGGAACCGCAAUCCCUUGGCGGCGACGAUAUGCAAACUCAAAUACAGAUGGCCGGCGAUGGGAUCACCACCACCAGUUCCCUGAGCAUGCUGCCCUCUGGGGGCCCUGGAGAUCGGGGUCUCGCGAUUGGGGAUACUGCCACCCAACAGGGAAUCGACGAGGAGCAACUGCAUCGGGCCUUGCUGGACGCGCUGCACCUGGUGUCCCGUUCGCAGGUGCAACAGGUGCUCGAUCCUCUGAUGCGAUCGCUGGGCGUCAUCCUGGGCGAUAAGCUAGCCGAGGGAGAAGGGGUCCACCACAACCAGUAGGCUCCAUCCAUACCAUCCAUUCAGCACCUAGACAAUAUCACAAAUUGUUAAGCUUCCAAAUUGCUUAAUCCUUAUCCCCGCUGGUCUUCACUAAACUAUAAAGCUAAAUUGUCAAGUAUUGGUAGUGCAAAUAAAAUGCUAAUUUUGAACGAAUAUCUCAAAUAAA
Messenger RNA from Drosophila subpulchrella, 2997 nucleotides. RefSeq lists its product as uncharacterized. Bases 249 to 2831 code for a protein of 860 amino acids. NCBI's taxonomy places the organism in Eukaryota, Metazoa, Arthropoda, Insecta, Diptera, Drosophilidae. The transcript has 2 exons. The record is from RefSeq and is a predicted model, not a curated record.